AUGACUCCUAAAGAGGUAGUUGACUACCUAAGCGAAUACAUAAUCGGCUAGAAAUAAGCAAAAAGAGCAGUCGCAAUUGCCUACCGAAAUCGUUGGCGUCGUCAAGGUCUUCCCGAAGAUUUAAAAAAGGAAGUAUGUCCAAAAAACAUACUAAUGAUCGGUCCCACAGGAUCUGGUAAAACAGAAAUAGCCCGUCGUUUAGCCUAAUUAACAGACGCCCCAUUUGUAAAAGUAGAAGCUACAAAAUACACUGAGAUCGGUUAUCAUGGGAAAGACGUUGAAUAAAUAAUAUAAGAUCUAGUCCGUACAGCAGUAAGAAACGCGAAAGUUAACCAUAAAAAAUAAGUUGAUUUGGCUCGAAAAGAAAUUGAAGAAAUAGUAAUUAAUUAAUUAGUUGAAAGUUUAUUAGGCCCAAAUUUUUCAAAUGAAUAAAUCAUAAAUAAAAAAAAAGGCGAUAUAAGAAAUGGAGCAAUGAAUGAUCGUAGAAUUACAAUUGAAAUUCCUCCAAAUUUAUACGAAAAAAAUGAUUUUGAUUCAAUUAUGGAAUUUAUUGAUUAUUUAAAGUCCUUUAAACCUGGUUUGAAUCCCAAAAACUUAAUUACUCGUUUAAAAUUAAAAGAUGCUAAAUAAUAACUUCUCCAAACCUACGAAGAAUCCCUUUAUUAAGCCGUAAACUAUGAAAAAAAUGCACUUAAAUAAGUAGAAGAAGAAGGAAUUGUUUUCAUAGAUGAAAUAGAUAAAAUUGCAACUAACGAAAAUACAAUAAAUUCACAAAAAUCGCCCUCUUAAGAUGGUGUAUAGAGAGAUUUAUUACCUUUAAUUGAAGGAACAAUUGUAAAUACUAAAUGGGGAGAUGUCAAAACUGAUCAUAUAUUAUUUAUUGCAGCUGGGUCUUUCAGUAUGAAUAAACCUUCCGAUUUAAUCCCUGAAUUAUUAGGAAGAUUACCUAUUAGAGUGGAACUUUAAUAGUUAAAAAAAAGUGAAUUUUAUAAAAUCCUUAAAUAUCCGAAAUAUAAUGUACUUAUGUAAUAAAAAGAAUUACUUAAAUAAGAAGGAGUUAAUGUUAAUAUCAAAGAUAAUGCAAUUUUAAAAAUGGCUGAAUUAGCUGAAUAAGCAAAUUUGUCCUAUGAAGAUAUUGGAGCUAGAAGAUUACAUGAACUAAUAGAAAAAUGUUUAGAAUAAAUAUCAUUUGAUGCGCCUUAUUUAGAAAAUAAAGACAUUGUUAUUGAUUAAUAAUUUAUAGAAAAAAAACUUAAAUAAUAUAUGGAAAAAGCUGAUUAUAAAAGAUAUUUAAUUUGA
Ichthyophthirius multifiliis is the source of this 1299-nucleotide messenger RNA. RefSeq lists its product as hypothetical. Lineage: Eukaryota; Ciliophora; Oligohymenophorea; Hymenostomatida. Gene Ontology annotation, cellular component: HslUV protease complex. Gene Ontology annotation, molecular function: peptidase activity; ATP hydrolysis activity; ATP binding. The record is from RefSeq and is a predicted model, not a curated record. The transcript has a single exon.